Messenger RNA from Rhincodon typus (whale shark), 5643 nucleotides. It is a transcript of the gene smo, whose product is annotated as smoothened, frizzled class receptor. The transcript is spliced from 12 exons. NCBI's taxonomy places the organism in Eukaryota, Metazoa, Chordata, Chondrichthyes, Orectolobiformes, Rhincodontidae. Bases 410 to 2890 code for a protein of 826 amino acids. The record is from RefSeq and is a predicted model, not a curated record. Gene Ontology annotation, cellular component: plasma membrane; cilium; dendrite. Gene Ontology annotation, molecular function: transmembrane signaling receptor activity; patched binding. Gene Ontology annotation, biological process: commissural neuron axon guidance; smoothened signaling pathway; central nervous system development.
UGGGAGUCGGGAGGCAAAGUUGUUUUGAGAUCACGCACGGUCUUGGUACAAAUUAAAUGAUUUGCAUUUUUCCCCCGUGGGCUUUGUGUUUUCAAAGUGUUUUUUUAAAAAAAGUCUCACUGAGUUUGGAAAGAGAAUUUGGGAAUAAUCAAAUCCCAGUUUGCAGCCGGAUGAGUCUGGAAUGAGUUGAAACUGACGCGAUGGCAUUCGCUGCAAGUUGGGAAACUGACUCAUUUUCUGGGGCAAACAGAGGCAGAGAAAGAGGCCAAUAACUCAUCAGAACAAGUUUCGAGUAGAAGGGGAUUAAUUCCCCGGUUUUCAGAGAGGCAAACAGCGAAGUUAGAAGAUAGGCGACGGGGUGGGGGUGAAGAUCUCUUAAUUUUGCAACUGCAAGUCUGGAGGAAUCAAGAUGUCUACCGCCUGGCAGUCUUUUGUUAAAGCGGCUGCAGUCUCCUUGCUUUUACUCUGGACUUUGCUGGAGCUGAGCGGCACGAACCAAACGUUUCCCCACGACCGCUGCAAAAAAGUUUCGGACUGCGAGCCCCUGAGAUACAACACAUGCAUGGGUUCGGUUCUACCUUACACCCACACAUCGCUCGCUCUGGCUGAAGACUCCAGCACCCAAGAGGAGGCUCACAACAAUCUGGUCCUGUGGUCAGGAUUGAGGAAUGCUCCAGGCUGUUGGAGUGUGAUUCAACAGCUUCUGUGUGCUGUCUACAUGCCAAAAUGUGAAAAUGGCAAAGUGGAGCUACCUGGACAGGUUAUGUGUCAGAUCACCAGAAGCCCUUGUGCCAUUGUGGAGCGAGAGAGGGGCUGGCCUGACUUCCUGAAGUGUUCAAAUGAUCGGUUUCCUGAAGGAUGCCUGAAUGAAGUUCAGAACAUCAAAUUUAACAGCUCUGGUCGGUGUGAGUCCCCUCUGGUACGCACAGAGAAUCCCAAGAGUUGGUACGAGGAUGUGGAGGGAUGUGGAAUCCAGUGUCAGAACCCGCUCUUCACAGACAGUGAGCAUGAUGCCAUGCACAUCUAUAUCGCUGUCUUUGGAUCCAUUGCCAUUCUGUGCACAUUCUUCACAUUGGCCACUUUUGUUGCUGACUGGAAGAACUCUAACCGUUACCCUGCUGUCAUCUUGUUUUAUGUAAACGCCUGUUUCUUCAUUGGGAGCAUUGGCUGGCUUGCACAAUUCAUGGAUGGAGCACGGAAAGAGAUUGUGUGCAAGGCAGAUGGGACCAUGCGACUUGGAGAGCCAACGUCCAAUGAAACACUCUCCUGUGUUAUAAUAUUCAUUAUUGUCUACUACUCUCUAAUGUCUGGGGUCAUCUGGUUUGUGAUGCUGACCUACGCUUGGCACAUGUCAUUCAAGGCUCUCGGCACCACCUAUCAGCCUCUUUCUGGAAAGACAUCCUACUUUCAUCUCGUCACUUGGUCAAUCCCAUUUAUAUUGACUGUCGCCAUAUUGGCUCUGGCACAGGUGGACGGAGACUCUGUGAGUGGAAUCUGCUUCGUUGGAUAUAAGAAUUAUCACUUCCGGGCAGGGUUUGUCCUGGCUCCAAUCGGGCUGGUUCUGCUAGUUGGUGGCUAUUUCCUUAUAAGAGGUGUCAUGACCCUAUUUUCAAUUAAAAGUAACCAUCCCGGGCUCCUGAGUGAGAAAGCAGCCAGUAAAAUCAAUGAAACAAUGCUCCGUCUUGGCAUUUUUGGAUUCCUGGCAUUUGGCUUUGUCUUCAUCACAUUUGGAUGCCAUUUCUAUGAUUUCUUUAACCAGGCUGACUGGGAGAGGAGUUUCCGUGACUAUGUUCUGUGUGAAGCCAAUGUCUCUAUUGCUGAGCAAACCAACACUCCAAUCCCUGAAUGUAGCAUCAAGAAUCGCCCUAGCCUUCUGGUGGAAAAGAUAAACAUAUUUGCAGUGUUUGGGACAGGCAUUGCAAUGAGUACCUGGGUCUGGACCAAAGCUACAAUCUUAAUAUGGAAAAGGACAUGGUUUAGAAUUAUCGGCCGAAGCGAUGAUGAGCCAAAACGAAUUAAGAAGAGUAAAAUGAUUGCUAAAGCUUUUUCAAAGCGAAAGGAGUUGUUGAAGAAUCCAGACAAGGAACUAUCAUUCAGUAUGCAGACCGUGUCUCAUGAAGGGCCAGUGGCUGGAAUCAACUUUGACUUGAAUGAACCAUCUGCUGACCUCUCAUCUGCCUGGGCUCAACACAUAACAAAGAUGGUGGCCAGAAGGGGAGCUAUUUUACCGCAGGACAUUUCUGUCACUCCAGUAGGGACACCAGUGCCACCAGAUGAGAACAAGAGGAACCUCUGGAUCAUUGAAGCCGAGAUUCCCCCAGAACUACAGAGGAAAUCUGGGAAGAAGAAGAAGAAAAAGAGGAAGAAAGGCAUUAGACCUCUUGGGCCUACGGAGGAGAUGCGUGACAUGGGCUAUUGCACAGAGAGAGCAUCCAGCACUGUUCCACACUUGCCCAAGUUACCCAGGCAAAAAAACUUGGUGUCAAAAGCUUUGGAACCAACUGACGUUCAGGAUAACUUACCAGGCACUCUCCUGGAAUCCGGAAUCAACUCUGGAUCAAAUAAUGGGAGGUUUUUCAUUGGAGCAUUCAACAGCUCCUCAGGAUACAGACUGAAUGCACCUCUGAAUUUGAUUGCAAAUCCUCUUUCAAAUGAUGAUAUCUUGGAGGAUGAGCUGGCAUUUCCCCGAGGAGAUCAACUCCGGCCUCCUCAGAGACCAUGUAAAAAUCCAUUCCCCCAUUCCUCAGCCAAUAUGGAGUUUGGAAGACUCCCUGUAAUUAAUAUCCCUCACAUACCAAGAUCCGAGAACAGAAGGACUGCUAUUGCACCUGUACAUUCCAAAACAAAUCUAGUGGACACAGAGUUGAUAGAUGCUGACUCUGAUUUUUGAUUACUGGCCUAGUUAUUGGUAUUGAUAAGGAUUCAUCUACUUGAGAAGCAGCAUAUCCAAUUCCAACUAGGAAUUUUGGUAAAUAUCACCUGUUACAGUUCAAAUGAGUUAAUGCAAGUGGCAUUGGGUUAAUGCAAGUGGCAUUUUACUGAAAUCUGAUGAAUGUUCAUGGCAGCAACUGCAAGUAAUUUUUAAGUUCAAAUGGAUUCACAGAAGUGCUUUACUACUCAUUUAAGAGAUUAUAGCAUUUAUUCACGAGGUUCAAUCUAUUGUGAAGAGGCCUUUCACUUUAAUGCUCAAGGUUGUGGAGUAUAUAAGUAAUGAAUUAUCCUAAUUGGCCAAUUUGGUAAAGUUAUUGGAACCUUUUUUAGAGCUGAGGGAUAGUGAACUAAUCUAAGGGUCAGGAAUGUAAAUAAUUCUGCUGGGCCAGGAUUAUUCAUUGAUCUUUGAUGUGCAUGUUAUCCAUGCUUUGCCUUCCGUUAGUUACAGUACUCAAGGAGGCCUUGUGGUCCAUUAUGUGUUGGUCAACCAUUUCCUAGAAUUCUACUGAACUCUGCCUCCCAAGUUUCUUAUCUGAUCAUACCAUCAAGUUACAGACUUUUAUCCAGGCAAAAAAACUUGGUGUCAAAAGCUUUGGAACCAACUGACGUUCAGGAUAACUUACCAGGCACUCUCCCGGAAUCCGGAAUCAACUCUGGAUCAAAUAAUGGGAGGUUUUUCAUUGGAGCAUUCAACAGCUCCUCAGGAUAUAGACUGAAUGCACCUCUGAAUUUGAUUGCAAAUCCUCUUUCAAACGAUGAUAUCGUUUACAAAGCCCUAAUUGUUCCCCAAUGUAAUAUUUUAACAUUAAGAAUAUUAUACAAAACAUUUUGAUCGGAUUGAGGAAAUAAUGUGACCAGGUUUGACUUGGUCAACUGCGUGUAUACACUGAAUGGAGGGGAAAUGUUAGCCAUGACAAGCUGAAAGUGUCAACAGCAUCAAGAUGUUCCAAACUUGCCUCCGAGAAGAGGUCAGUAAUGUUUAUGUGGUCCAAGAUAUUUGGGCAGAGUUGUGCCCAAGCUAAAUGAAGAAAUAUCUCAGUGCCUUCUAAUCUUUUGUCUGGACGUUGGGUGUAUCACAGGUUUUGCAGUUUUUGCUGGGUUUAGUCAUUUGCUGAUGCAGCCUCACUGGAAUGGUACAAAGAAUGAUAAGAUCAGCCUUACUUUUUCCUACUCAAGCUGGUCACUCCAUAAUGAGUGCUGUUCUUUGCAACUCAACCAAGACCAUUCUUUAUCUUUCUCCCCCAAUCUAUCCUUUACUGCUUAAGAUUCCCUGCCCUUAAUAAUGUGUGCUUUAAACCCAAGUUACAAAUUUAAAACUGCCAGAAGAGCAUACAGUAUAAAUGUUGCAUGAAUGCACUUCUUGUGCUUUUAUUGUGUUGUAACCAACUUGAUUUAUUCCAUUGCUCUACUGUCCAUCUUCCAAUUCUCAACAUUCUGAAAACUACAGAUCAUGAAAACCCCCUAGUGCCCAGAAUCUAACCCAGAGCAAAUCCCACUUGCCUUGUGCUUACUCACAUUGGCUUCUGAUUAUCCCAACACCUCAAAUUCAUAAUCCUCAACUUUGUGCUCAAGUCACUCGAUGACAUCAUCCCACUAGAUCUCUGUAAGCACCUUCCGUGCUAUAACCCUCCUUGUUAUCUCUGCACCCCUCUGAUUCUUGCUUGUCUUUUAAUCAUCAAACCUUCCUCUUCGACCAAUUUUUUUUUUUAGUCACCCUUCCUAAUCGGAUAAGGGAUAGCAGAUUUAAAACAGAUGAGGAGAAAUUAAUUCUCUGAAAGAGUAAUGAAUGUGUGGAAUUCACGACCCCAGAGUAUGGUGGAUGCCAGGGCAUUGUGUCAAUUUAAGGAGGAGAUAGACAGAUUUGUAAUUGGUCAUGAGUUGAAAGGUUAUGAAGAGCAGACAGGAAAGUGGAUUAGAGACAGAUGAGAUCAGCCAUAAUUGUAUUAAAUGGCAGAGCAAGCUCAAGGAGUAGAAUUGCCUACUCCUGCGCCUUGUUCUUAUGUUCUUAAUAUCUCUUACUUGCCUCAAUGUCUUUUUCUAUCUAAUUAUGCUUCUGCGAAGCACCAUGGGACAUUUUGUCUCUGCUAAAUGAUAGCACGUUGUUGUAUGGUCACUUGCUGUUAAGUUGGACUCAAGGAUUAUGUAAGAAAACAUUGAAGGACAGGCAAAUUUAGUAUUACCCAUCUUUAUAAUGAGAUUAAUUUUGCAAAUGGAUGCAGUGUGUGCAAACACACUUUCAAUCUUGAAUCCAAUCAAAGCCAAAGCUCCAUAUUCAACAACUCCAAGAAUAAAAAGAUGAUCCUGAUUGCAGCAGCUUAGAGCAUAGAGACAUAAAAAGCUAAGUGUGACCUUUGUUUUGUUGUUGUAAAUGGAUGAGGCACAAUCAGCUGAAAAGAGGGUGAAACAAGUAGAAUUACAUUGGAAAAGUACAGAGAGAAAAGACAAAAUAUAUUUCAAAUGCUGUUAAAAUUAUAUUGUGUUGCAAAACUGACUGGCACAAAUAAUUUUGUUUAAAGAAGAAUACUGCAGUGCGGUUUCUGUGGUUCUGUAUUUUAAUUUUUGUUUGACCAGAUUAUGUAUUGGAAUUGCAGUUAAUUAUGAAAGAAGUGGAUCAAUAGAAGGCAAGGAUUUGAGUGUGAAACAAGUCAGUUGUAUACACAAAAAAACAUUUCUACAAGAACCAGAGAUGGCAUUAAAAGUACAAAAACAGUA